UUUUCAGGUCUAAGAGUAAUGCUGGCUGGCUGACUUAGGUAACUGGCCUACUGCUCAGCACAGCUAAUUAAUACACAGUCACUAUUUUUCCUUCCACGCUAGAAUCAAUGCAAGGUUGAAAAAUACAUAUGGUUUACGUUUAUCUUUUCAGUCUGCUGUUAGGCCUUUUCUUUAUCUGCUGAUGAUAUUUGACUUGUCAAUUUUUUUUUAUUAUAAUGCCUCUGAGCAGGCCACUAUUAUUUUUUCCAUUUAGUGAAAGAAAAAAAAAAUGGAACCUUGUAUAAACUAUACAUACAACAUUAAAAUUCUAAAUUAGCUACUGCUCUAUAGCAGUAGCAGUUAGCAGUUAGCAGUGUUCACUAUGUCAUUACAUCAAUCCAAUUUUGUAAGAUUGAGGCAUGCAAUCAAGAUUUGUAAGUUAACUUAGCAAACUAACCAGAACAGCUCAAACUUCAAAAACACAUGUCUAACAACUAUAACCUCGAUCUUACAUAGUAAUUUUUUUUUCACAGUUGAGCUUAUUAACAUGCUUUCUGAGUAGCUUCUCAAUCUUCCUAGGCAUUGUUUCCUCUUUAUGUUUCUUCUUCAUGUUACAAUAAAUGUUUAUAUAUUAUCAUUCAAUGAAGGUGAUCAUAUCUGAGCAUAAAUGCUAUCUUCUCUGUUGUAUUUCCAAAUGGAAGGCUCAGAUUAGAGGGUGGUACAUUAGCUCCAUUGUUUCCCACAUCCCUUCCUAGCUGUAAAAAAGUUUGACCCAAGUUCUUCAUUAAUACCAUUAACUAACUCAUUAAAUUCUUUCGUACUGGUCUGGUAUCAGCCAAUAGGGAAGCUUUCUCUUUAACCCUCUUUAUGCUAAAAAUAAUAAACAAAAAAAGGCUUCCUGCCUCGGGAUUUCCAUUUCCUCACAAGGGAAUUUAAGUAUCAGAAGAUAACUUGUAUAUUUAUAUAUUAAAACAAAAAAAGGCUCUGCAGUCUAGGCAGUAGGCACCAAAGAUUUAUUCUGAUUCAGAGACUCAUAGGGUGUAGCAGGUUUCUCCCAGACCCCCCAAAAAGAGUGCUUCUGUUCUUGGACCAAAAGCAUCACCCUCACAUACUAGUAUACUAGUAUUCUCUUCUUCAUUUUCAUUCAAGACAGAGUGAAGAUAGGCUAUGUGGAAGGGCGAGAAUCCAAAUGGUAGAGAGGAUCACAGUAAACAGAUUGGUCACAAGAGUCUUGUCAAAUGAAACGAGGAAGCUUUAUUUUGAUAGGGAAGAAGAAUCAAUUGCUUGACAAGUAAACUCUAAAGUCUCUCUACUCAGUUCAAGUUAGCUCAAGCAUCAUCAUUCAACCAUACAAAUGAAGGGAAGGUUUGGUUUUCUCAUAAUAGCUCUGCAAAUGGUGUACUUGGUUGCUGCAACUAGCAGGACUUUUCCACCAACUGAUAGUAUUACUGUUGAUCAUGUUCAUCCAGCAGGUCCAGGCCAGAGCCUGCAGUCUAUGAAACCAACAUCAAAAGAGGUGAAGAACAGAAAGGAGGAGGCAAAUAUGAAUGAACCAGAAAAAUACAAAGGGGUAGGAAAAAUAGGUUCAAGUCCACCAAGCUGUGAGCACAAGUGUUAUGGAUGUGUUCCUUGUGAGGCCAUACAAGUUCCAACCACCAGCAGACAUAACCAUAUAGGGAUCCAAUAUGCGAAUUAUGAACCAGAGGAUUGGAAAUGCAAAUGUGGCUUAUCAUUGUAUAGCCCAUAAUGAACAAAAUUACUCUAAAACUACUAUGUUUUCCACCAUUGUAUUAUCAAAAUCAUCAACAAUCUCAUCUGUACAAAGAGUAUUAAAGUGAUUUUUAUUAUAUUAUUGAUGGAUCUCUUCUUGACC
This is a messenger RNA of Cannabis sativa, 1852 nucleotides long. RefSeq names its product EPIDERMAL PATTERNING FACTOR-like protein 3. Gene Ontology annotation, biological process: guard cell differentiation; stomatal complex development. The transcript is spliced from 3 exons. The record is from RefSeq and is a predicted model, not a curated record. Lineage: Eukaryota; Viridiplantae; Streptophyta; Magnoliopsida; Rosales; Cannabaceae. The coding region runs from base 1334 to 1726 and encodes 130 amino acids.